Molecule: messenger RNA, 2485 nt
Organism: Verruconis gallopava
Lineage: Eukaryota; Fungi; Ascomycota; Dothideomycetes; Venturiales; Sympoventuriaceae
Exons: 4
Coding region: 155-2368 (737 amino acids)
Biological process (GO): intra-Golgi vesicle-mediated transport
Cellular component (GO): Golgi membrane
Source: RefSeq, a predicted model, not a curated record
ACUCACUGUACUUUUUUCCCUCUGUGCGAUAUCCUUUACGAUCUUCAAUGAUCUCCAGGCCGUAGGAAGCGGCUGUCUCGUGCCCUUAUAGACUUGUGUCUGUCGCCCUCAUCUGAUAACACCGGAACCCAUAAUCGAACACAGUCGCGAAACCAUGGACGUGGCCGCUACAGCAGAGCAUGAUGUCGUGCCAACAACCGUCGAGGAACAAAAGUCGCGUGGACCGCAGAGGGCGAGCUUAGACUCCAAUGGUGGAGAUCAAAAGGAGGAGAACAAAUUCCAGAAAGCGAUAGCCGCAUGGCGAAAUAUCGACCUCACAACACUAAUACCUAAACUCGACACCGCAGCUUCAGAUUUGGUGGCUCACCAGCGUGACUCCCUUGUUCAGAGGAAGGACCUCGCACAGAAGACAAAAGACUUUCGCAAAUUGGACGACGCCGGAAAGCUGAAUGAUAUCAAAGCCUUGCUCAAAGCAUACCAAACCUACAUUGACUUAAUUACCAAUCAGUCCAAAGCUAUCCACUCCGCCUUCCUACAAGUUUAUACGCCGCUUUCUGAAGCCCCUGAUCCCUACCCUCUCCUGGAAGCCUCCAUCGAUGCUUUGAUUACGGCAUCCGACACGGUCCCGCGAAUGACAGAAGAGAAUCAACGUCUUCAAAAACAAGUUAGCAACCUGACAUCCCAGCUCGAGCGCACAGAGGAGGAGCUUUCGCGAGAGCGAAACGCACGGCAGGAACUAGAAAGCAGUAGAGACGAGAAGAUCAAGAGCGUGGAACAAUCUUGGGAAGCAGUGCUAGAAGAGAAGAAAGACAACUGGGCGGCGAAAGAGCGAAGUUUGGAGGAGAAGGUCGAGGGCUUGGAAAGGGUGAUUAAGGAGGUCAAGGCGUCCUAUGAAGUCGCCCAGCGAUUGAACAAAGGAGAGGAUGCAGACGCAGAUGGCAUCGCACGAUCGGGCGCUACAGCAGCUGAGCUGGAGAUCGUAAGUUCGGAGCUGGAUCGCGCGAAUCUCCGGAUUGCCGAAGUAGAAGCACGCAACGAACAGUUGAGGUUGGAGCUCGCACAGUCUGCAUCAAGCUCAGGCACUUCGAAAGCCGUUGAAGACGAUCCGGCAUACCUUAGACUGCAAUCGGAGAAUUCCUCGCUGAUCCGACGGCUGGAAAAUUGGCGAUUCGAGAAGGAGUCCGAAAGGCGCAAGUGGGAGGGAGAGUUGCGGAAUCUGGAGAGGGAGGUGAGCGCGCUGAAGAAAGAAAGGGAGAAUUUAAGAGAAAAAAUGCGAAGCUGGAGCGAUUAUGAAAACUUGAAGCGCGAAUUGGAGGUUUUGAAGUCGAUCGAAUUCGCAACGGGCGAUGACGAUGAAACCGAAGCUGCAGAAGCGCUUCACGAGAGCAAUGGCUCAGCUAGCAAAGGAGAAAGCCUCGAACAACUUCUCCUCGCGCGGAAUAAGAAGCUCAAUAACGAAUUGACAAUUCUGCGCGUGUCCCACCAGGACUUGCAAUCCCGCCUCUCGAAAUUGCAGGAAGAUCUCUCAACUACAACUGCCGAGCUAGAGAAGUCGCAACGGCUAAACCAAACUCUCGAAGCCGAUUUGGAGAAGGUUCAAGAAGAAGCAUCUCAUGCCUUUCCUUCUAGUGCGAUGUCAGUCGCAGGAACAUACACAAGUCGCUAUCCUUCAUCCGCACAUCCUGGCCGAAGAGGGCGCAACAUAUCUCCAACCUCCAGCAUCAUCUCAGGUUUUGACCCACAGCACGUACCUUCUGGCACGCCGGUCGAGGUGCUGCGCUCCGGAGAGCCUGUAGGCGGCGGAAGUGGAAUGCUGCCAAUGAUUACAGCGCAGAGGGACCGGUACAAAAAGAAGAAUGGGGAGCUAGAGGCGGAACUGCAGAAGCAGUACCAGAUAGUACAAAGCCUGAGGAGUGAAGUCGCCAGUCUGCAAAGGGAUAAUCUGAACCUGUAUGAAAAGACGCGAUACGUAUCGACCUACGCCCGAGGUGGUACAGCGGGUGGCAGCGGCUCCUCGUACUCCGCGGCAGCGCCACGGGAGACUGCAAUCAGCAUCGGCGGCGCGGAUGCGAGUGAAUCCCGCUACAAAGCUGCAUACGAGAGCAAUCUCUCCCCCUUUGCCGCGUUUCGAGGCCGGGAGUCCGCACGAGCGUUCAAACGUAUGAGCAUGCCAGAGCGCGCUGUUUUUCAGGUCACAAGACUCGUGCUCGCAACAAGGACAAGCAGGAACCUCUUUGCAGCUUAUUGUCUCGGGCUGCAUUUAAUGGUGCUAAUCAUGCUAUACCAAAUGGGAGGGGACACGUCAGGAGCGGCGAUGGUAGUCGCACACGCUCCAAUCGGCGCUGGGAAGGAAGAUGUAGAUACCUAAUCAUGGCGUUGGGUAAUGAUGAGAGGCUAAAGCGGAUCUUCGGCGGAGUUAACAUACUUUUGUCCUUAGGUCGGCUACCGUUCGCACAAUACACUGACUUCAGCGUUUUGUUCGCUA